UAGAAAUUUGAAAAACAGAAGGGCGCGUUGUGAGCAGAUCCAAAAAACUGCCCGUUACACUUUUCCCCCUAUUCAUACCUCUUCAUCACUUCUUCUUUCUUCUCCAAUUCCAUUUCUCACAACAACUCUUUCUUCGGUUUCGUAACAAAAAAAUGGACAAGUACGAAAAAAUCGAGAAAGUAGGAGAAGGAACCUACGGCAAAGUCUACAAAGCCAAAGAAACCUCCACCGGCCAAAUCGUCGCCCUCAAAAAAACCCGUCUCGAAAUGGACGAAGAAGGUGUUCCCCCAACCGCCCUCCGCGAAGUUUCUCUCCUUCAAAUGCUCUCUCAAUCUCUCUACAUCGUCCGCCUCCUCAACGUCGAACACGUCGAUAAAAUCCCCAAAUCCGGCACCAAUUCAACCCCUAAGCCUAUUCUCUAUCUCGUUUUCGAGUAUCUCGACACCGAUCUGAAGAAAUUCAUUGAUACUUUUCGUAAAGGAGCGAACCCUAGGCCGUUGCCGAGUUCGCUUGUUCAGAGUUUUCUUUUUCAGCUUUGUAAAGGGGUUGCUCAUUGUCAUAGUCAUGGUGUUCUUCACCGUGAUUUGAAGCCACAGAAUUUGCUUCUCGAUCAGCAGAAAGGGAUUUUGAAAAUUGCUGAUCUUGGUCUUGGGAGGGCUUUUACUGUUCCACUUAAGAGUUAUACGCAUGAGAUUGUUACUCUUUGGUAUAGAGCUCCGGAGGUUUUGCUUGGAUCUACUACUUACUCUACUGGAGUUGAUAUCUGGUCUGUUGGAUGUAUAUUUGCUGAAAUGGUGAGGAGACAGGCUUUGUUUCCGGGGGAUUCUGAAUAUCAGCAGCUUCUUAACAUAUUCAAGCUUAUGGGGACUCCAACAGAGCAGCAAUGGCCAGGAGUUAGCUCUUUGCGUGAUUGGCAUGUGUACCCAAGGUGGGAGCCUCAGAACUUGACAAGAGCUGUGCCCUCUUUGUCACCUGAAGGAGUGGACCUUCUCUCGAAAAUGCUCAAGUAUAAUCCCUGUGAGAGAAUAUCAGCCAAAGCAGCACUUGAUCAUCCCUACUUUGACAGUCUUGACAAGUCUCAAUAUUAAUGAUUGAAAGGUUAAGCGCAGAGGUGUAUGUUAAGCAAAAAUAUAUUGCAGUCAGUGAAAAUGAAUUCACUACAUGGAGUUGAAGGAUGUAUAAGUUUGAUUUUAUGUAAUAUUUCCUCAUCGUCUUGGUGAUUUAAACAAUUACUCUUGGUUAAUUUCAUAAUUGCUCAGUCUCUCUGUAGGACCCUUGUAGAACUUUAUGCACCUUUAAAAAUGUUAUUAUCUGUUGAGAUUGGAA
This is a messenger RNA of Lathyrus oleraceus (garden pea), 1326 nucleotides long. RefSeq names its product cyclin-dependent kinase B1-2. Gene Ontology annotation, molecular function: cyclin binding; ATP binding; cyclin-dependent protein serine/threonine kinase activity. The record is from RefSeq and is a predicted model, not a curated record. Lineage: Eukaryota; Viridiplantae; Streptophyta; Magnoliopsida; Fabales; Fabaceae. Gene Ontology annotation, biological process: regulation of G2/M transition of mitotic cell cycle; signal transduction; protein phosphorylation. Gene Ontology annotation, cellular component: nucleus; cytoplasm; cyclin-dependent protein kinase holoenzyme complex. Bases 153 to 1088 code for a protein of 311 amino acids. The transcript has 4 exons.